Messenger RNA from Amaranthus tricolor (Joseph's coat), 3080 nucleotides. RefSeq lists its product as uncharacterized. Bases 599 to 1135 code for a protein of 178 amino acids. The record is from RefSeq and is a predicted model, not a curated record. The transcript is spliced from 2 exons. Lineage: Eukaryota; Viridiplantae; Streptophyta; Magnoliopsida; Caryophyllales; Amaranthaceae.
GACCAUAUUCCCGUCGCUAAUUCGUCUCUAAUUUGCUUUUCCUUUUGGCGACGAUAUUUUGCCCUCGCCUUUCCGUCGCCACAACCGAUAUCCGAAAUUUUGACCCCCCAAUUUGAAAUUCCUAGGUCCGCCACUGAUUGUAAUUGGUUUGUUUUUUAAAGGAACUGGGUACAAGGAUUGGAAAAGAGCAAUGGUCAUUUCUCUUAAGGGAAAAACAAACUAGGGUUCGUUGAGGGUACCGUCAAAAGAUGAACAAGUAGUGUCACAUCUGGAAAAGCGUGGGAUAGAGUCAAUAAUGUAGUGAUGGGCUGGCUGCUGUCAGUAAUUGAUGAAAAGAUUGCAAACUCACUACAAUGGCUAAAGACUGCAAAGGAGAUAUGGGAUGAAUUGAAAGAGAGGUAUGGCCAAACAUCUUAUGCUCAAUUGUUUUCUAUCCAAGAAAGGAUAGGAAAGGCUAUGUAAUCUUCAGUUGAAACUGUUGAGAGUAGGGUUGUGAGAUGAGUUGGAGAAUUUUGAUCUCACCCCUGCAUGCGUUUGUUCAGGCUGCACCAGUGAUUUGAACAAGAAAAUCACUAAGAUUCAACAAGGGAGAAGAUUGAUGGAAUUUUUAAUGAAGAUGAACCCUAAAUACCAACAUAUUAGGAGUAACAUCUUAAUGAUGAAAGAGUUACCCUCAGCAGCUGAAGCAUAUAGAAUCUUGAUGCAAAAACAAACACAUCAAGAGCAAAGUAAAAAGUCUAUGAAUGAGAAUCAAGAAACUCCCAUUGCUUGUAGAGUUGAUAAAAGAAAGCAUGGUGAGAAGGAAAAGUUCAUUCAGAACAAGAGAGGGUCUUAUUACUGUGACCAUUACAAAAUGUAUGGACAUAGUAUGGAAAGCUGCUGGAAAAUUCAUGGGUAUCCUACCAACUAUAUACCUAAUACAUGGAAAAAGGAAGGAUCUAACAAAGUCAGUGUUGUUCAAGGACAUUCAACUCAUGCAAACAGUAAUGCUGAACCAAAAUUGACCCAGGAACAAUACAACAAAUUGAUGUGUCUUCUCAGCAAACACACAAGUCAGACAGAGGAAAAGGAUCAUUCCAUAGCAGCCUCUGCACAUCAUGAAGGAGCCUUUGAUGAAGCCUUUGCUUCUUGGUAGGCUUAAGAACAACCUCUAAUACAUUGAAAAAAAAUUGGUUCCUACAACACUAAUGAUGAUCAUGCAAUUGCAACUCCCCUGUAUACUGUCAAAGAUAAAGGGUCAAGUCACUCAAUUGCUUGCACACAGAAUAAAACAUCAGGGACUGUAGAAAGCAUCAAACUAUCGCAUUUAAGAUUAGGCCAUAUGCCUUUUAAUAGGCUUCAUAUUCCUUUUCCUGAUUUGAAUUGUAAUGCUUUUGAUAAGCAAUUUCUCUGUACUAUUUGCCCUCUGGGAAAACAGACUAAAAGAAUGUUUCAAAGAAGCUCAAUAAAGACUACUGAUUCUUUUCAAUCAUUGCAUAUAGACCUUUGGGGUCCUAUGAAAUUCUAUACAAGAUUGAAGUGCAACAUGUUUUGGCUAUUCUAGAUUUAGAUUUACAUGGGUGCUGUUUAUCAAAACUAAAAGUGAUUUUUUAACAAUUUUUAAGCACUUCUAUGAAAUGGUAAAAACACAAUUUGGGAAGAAAAUAAAGAUUGUGCGCACUGACAAUGCAAAGAAACUAAGUCAAGGAGACACCCUAGACUAUUAUAGAAGUAAAGGGAUCGUUCAUCAAUCUAGUUGUGCUGAAAAUCCACAACAAAAUAGAGUUGUGGAGCACAAACAUAAGCAUUUACUAAAGGUUGCAAGGACUCUAUACCAUCAAUCACAAGUUCCUACAAUGUUUUGGGGAGAAUGUGUGCUCACUGCUUCACACACAAUAAAUAAGAUGCCCCUAAUAGCUUUAAACAAUAGCACACCAUAUGAAAAAUUGUAUGGGACUAAGCCAUCUUAUGACCUUCUUCUUAAAGUAUUUGGGUGUCUAUGCUUUGCAUCCACCUUAAAGAGGGACGGAACCAAGCUAGCUGCAAGAGCUGAUCCAUGCAUGUUUAUAGGAUAUUCUCAAUAACAAAAGGGAUACAUAUUGUAUAACCUUAAGACUAAAACCACAGUUAUUUCAAGGGAUGUAUGUUCUCAUGAAAGAUGCUUCCCAUUUAGGUUUUCUAACAUUGAUCAAACCCCUAUGAAACAUUUAUUCAUACCAAGAUCUAAUUAUCCUAUAGAUGCAACAGAAACUAGUGAUGUUGAAUAUACAAAACAGAAUUCAUCACAACUUUUAGAUCAAGCAGAUCAUUAUGUUUCACCAAGACACCAAGAUUCUAACAGUGAUUCUGAAUUGAAUCCUGAUCCCAUUAGCAAUAUUCCACAAAGCCUUCCUAGGCCAACUAGAAUUAAGACAAGACCUGUACAUUUACAAAUUACAAGAUUAUCACUGUCAUUCCAAAGAAACUGCACAUUGGUGCAACUUAAUUCAAUUCCAUGCCCUAUCCAGCAUACAUAAACAUAUUGCUCAGGUUCAUGAUGAGUACACUGAACCAAAGUCAUAUCUUGAGGCAUGUAAGAAUACUAAGUGGGUGGAGGCUAUGGAAAAAGAACUUAAAGCCUUAGCUCAAAAUCAUACAUGGGAUGUUGUACCUUUACUCCAAGGAAAAAAGCCAAUUAGUAAUAAAUGGGUAUAUAAAGUAAAGCUUAGGUCAGAUGGUUCCCUGGAAAGAUUUAAGGCUAGAUUAGUAGCAAAGGGUUACAACAAAAAGCAAGGCAUAGAUUAUGAGGAAACCUUCAGUCCAGUAGUGAAAAUGACCAUAGUUAGAUGUCUAAUUGCUAUUGCAGCUAGUCAACAAUGGGUGGUAACCAAAUGGAUGUCAACAAUGCCCUUUUACAUGGGGAUUUACAUGAAGAGGUGUACAUGACCAUGCCACAAGGAGUCCCAAAUCCUAAUAAUAAUGUUUGCUUGCCAAAAAAGUCUUUAUAUGGAUUGAAACAGGCUUUAAAACAGUGGCAUGAAAAACUUAUGCUUGAGCUCAAACAUUUAGGUUUUAUUCAAUCAAAAAAUGAUUAUUCAUUAUUCAUAAAGAAGCAAGAUGAU